UUAUUACAGUAUUUAUUUUUUUAUUUGUAUCAGAGCUAAUGUGCGGAUAUGAGAUUGCGUGGCGCGCCUGUAGAGGGCGCAGUGUGAGUGGAGCUGCGCAUGCGCAGUGUUCUUUGUGUACUUUCACAUUGGCUCUGCUCUUCGUGGGACCUUCUGCGUUUUAAUCCGAAGCGAUGAGUUUUUAUUUACUGGACAUUUCAGUAACGUGAGCGGAGUUUUACACGCAGACAGACUGAUCUUCUUCACCCCGGAUCAGGAUGAGAGCAGCAGAUUACCGACGCUUUGCUCAGUGCACAGAACGUCUCAAUGCAUUAAUGUAUGACGUUUAUAAAUUAUAAUGUUGCGAGCGACUCUUCGACUGUAAGCGUCAAGAAAUAUUGUUUAUGAGGAACCAUAAAUGCUCAAAGUGUGCAAAAACAUUUGACGUCUGUGAAUAAGAUCAGCAUGACCCUGGUGUUGACCCCUGCGGCCGUGUGCCAGUGCUUCACCCUCGUGUCACUCUGCACGUCUAUCGCUGAUCCCAACUGGAUCCAGGUCCAGAACUGCUCCGAUUCGAGCAGCGGUCUCAUCUACGGUGUGGCCUUCACUCUACACGCAUAUCAGAAUCAGACAGACACAGGUCCGCUGGGUGGGCUGCAGGGAUGGGGGAUGUGGCUGCUGUACUCUCUAGCUGCUCUCUGCUACAGCGCCGUCCUGGUUUCCAGUUCCUCGUUCCUGCUGGAUUUCCUCGGAGCAGCUGUCAAUCACUCAAAGCUGGUCACGUUACUGCACGUCUCGACAGCGUUCUUCUGCGUGGCCGUUGUGGGUGUGUGUGCGGCCUGCAUGAGUGUGAUUGAACACAACCUGCAGCGAGCGAAGACUGAAAGCCGCCCGGCGCUCUGCAUGUCUGCAGGAGAAAGCUUUUACAUCGAGCUUGUGGGCCUGCUCUUCUCCUUCAUAGCGUGCACUUUGGCCCUCAAGGGUCGUUCUGAACCCAUCAGGCCGUGUGACUUCCUGAGCGUGGAUGGAGCGCACAGUGACACGGAGCCUUUGAUUGGUGGAGCUGAGACAGAGGAGUAAACAGACAGAGUUACACACUUUAUUAUUAUAGCAGAACAACGAGAGCAAUGCUGAACAAGAGCUGCUGUGUGAUCAGGUGACCUCAGGAGAGUGCACAGAAUUUAAGCAUCGCCUCCAUUAGGUUCAUGAGUGUGAAUUUGAAUUGAAGUGAUCACAGCAUACAGGAUCUCAGAACGUUCUGACAUGGUUCUCUGAACAGUAUCAUUAAUAGAACGUUAGUUCAUUAACUAGUCUGUUAUAAUGUUCCUUAAAACAUUAGCACAAAAAGAUUUUUAUGCAUCAUGUUUGCCUUGGAUAUUCAGCCAGCGUUUUUUUUAAAUGUUGCCACUUGUUACAAAACAUUCCGAGAGAAUUCAAAUGUAACAGAGAAUUAUUCAAAUGGGAUGUUCCAAAACGAUUUCAAAAGUUUGAAAACUGGGCAUUUGAAAUGUUUGGAAUAACGUUUUCGUAACUUAAUUGGAACGUUCUUAGAACAUAAUUUUGUAAGCUGCGAUGUAGAAUUGACGGGAUUUGUUUUUCUAAUUAAAUUACAAUUCAAAGAAAUUCAACAAUCACACAAAAGUGAAAAUAUGUUUUUCGAUAACAUUAAUUAUGCAAGUAAUUUUGACUAGUUUAUUUGCUGAUAUGUAAAGCAUAAUUUUUCUCUAAUAUCUGGCUCUAUUUUUAGCCUCAGGGGUAAACUGGAGCAUUCUGGGAAAUGAAGUCUUCUACUGUAAUGAUUCAUAAAAUCACAUUUAAUUAGGUUAGAUUCACAUUAAUAAUUAAUGACAUUAAGACAUUUUUAAGUGUGACUAAAGUGAAAAAAAAAACUUUUUUUUUUUACAGCUGCUGUGUAUGAAUUAAAACAGAUUUCUUCAUUCUAAAAAUAUUAUAAGCAUCAUCUAAUGUUUCUUCAAAUUUUGUGUGAUGAGAACAUUUGUUUUUAAAAAUGUAAUGAAUUUCAUUCCAUUUUAUUUCUACUUAAUUGGCAAUUCUGAAUCCUGUUUGCUAAUUCAAUUCAAAUUCAGUUCAUGUUCUAUAUUCACCUCUGAUGCUGUCUCUAUCUGUGCGUUUCAUUCUACUGCAGAGAAUCAUGGGAAAUGUAGUCUUUCUGUAAAUUCAUUAAUUCCAGCAGCGUGAGAUCCUUCAGUUACCUGCGGUGAAACUCAUACAUGAGCAUAUUGAUAUUGUGAAGGUUUUCUCUGUUUUCGGACCAAACACGGUAACCACUGAGAGCACACUUGGUUCGUUUCAGGGUUUUGAGAGCUCUUAUGCUCAAUUAAAAAAACAAGUGCUGCAUUCGAACCGUCCAAACAUAUUAUAAUGCAUAAUCUUUAUUAUUAAAUUUAUACGUAAAUGAGAAGAAUUCAUAUAAUACUUAAUACUUUCUUACCCAGGUAUUAAACAACUACAUUGUGAACAGAAAGUGAACUGAGACCUGGUCAACAUUCAGAUCGACUAAACUGUGUCCACACACAAUGUGAAUUCAAACAAAACUGAAUUCUUUUUGACUCAAGUGUGAACACUAACAUAUUCAGGACUCUUGUUAUUUCCGUGGUGUGAUUUCUGUAGAGAAUCAAGUAAACAAAUCAAACCGCAAUUCUGAACGCGUUUCUUUGUAACGUGACAGAUCUGAAAAAAAAAAGCUGAUAAAAAAUAAUUAAAACUACAUAGACAUAAACAUAACAACAUAAAAUAAACAAAUUUAAUUCAAAAUAUUAACAAAAACUAGUAUAAUGAAACUAAAAUAACACUAUUCUGAUUUUCACACUUAAUGUCUUCAGAAAUCUUAAUAUAACACAAAACAUAUGUACAGUCCUUUUGAAAGUUGAGCAGCAUGAGUAAAUCUCGUUCAUGUGCGUCUUUAAUGAAUCUCUGCAUGUUUGACUCUAAUAUUUGAUUUGAAUAUAAUAACAGAGACAUGUCAAACACUGUGAGGAGUUUAGGAUACUAGGACCAAGUCUGAAGGGGAUAAAUACAGUCUGUGUUUACGUUUAUAUAUUUGUGUGAAGCCAUUUUUAAUUGAUUGUAAUAUAAAAACGAGUUUCAGUUCUAAAGCUGAUGUAUCAUAACACUCUUCAGUGAUCCUGAGUGAUACAGACGCACACAGAUCUUCCUGAUGAAAAUGCAUCUCACCCGAUGAACUCUGGAGGACAGUGGAAUCAUGCUGUGCCUUAAUUUCUCAGCUCUCUCUCUCUAAUUAGACUCCGUCCAGCAGCUCGUUCUCCAUCAGCCUCCGUCACAUGACACCAGCUUGUGCUCCAGUUGGAUGGAGACCAUCGCCAUAGUAACCUUGAGAAGUUGUUGAUGUCACCGACCAAUUUGAGAAUGGAGAGAGAGAAAACAGAGCGAGAUGUGAGAUGAUAAACAUGUGAUGGUUUUAGUAUAACAUGAUGCUUUUCGAUUGUCUUCAGUCUAUUAUUUGUGAGUGAAGUGUGAAAAUGUGUGCAUGCUUAUCCAUGAUCAACGUGUGCUGUACAGUAAGAGUGUUCACUGAUGUGAAAUUGAAGGCAACUCAUGAGACUUUAAUACUGAUAUUUGCACUGUGUUAUGACGAAACGUGUUCUGCUACUGAACAAGCAUUGUUUGUUUUUAAAGCUGUGCAUGCAUAUAUCAUGAACAUUCAUUCUGAUCAUCUACAUUCAUCUGUUUAUGCCUGUUGAAUUGAAGUUUACUGUUGCAAAAUAUUUAUUUGAACAUUUAAAUGAAGAUAUGCUUUGAAUAAUACAA
Carassius gibelio (silver crucian carp) is the source of this 3768-nucleotide messenger RNA. RefSeq names its product transmembrane protein 127. Gene Ontology annotation, biological process: negative regulation of TOR signaling; negative regulation of cell population proliferation. Bases 445 to 1059 code for a protein of 204 amino acids. The record is from RefSeq and is a predicted model, not a curated record. The transcript has 5 exons. Gene Ontology annotation, cellular component: membrane. Lineage: Eukaryota; Metazoa; Chordata; Actinopteri; Cypriniformes; Cyprinidae.